GCGGGAUCGUCACCGUUUGACCAUCAUUCUUAACAGAGUUUUGGGCGAAAACCGGUCAUCAACACCUCGCAAAGGAAACAGACUACUGCCGACCUCUUUCCGAGUUGCUCGCUGCCUUGUCUUCACUUGCAACUGCUGCUUUUCUUUUAUGAACAGGAUAGGGAUGUAGCACUCAACGUACAAACGGCAACAGCAAUCAAUGAGGACACAUAUCAAUGAUACUGCCCACUCUCAUCACGUGUACAUUCAACUUGACGCGAGAGCAGUCACCCGGCCGGCGCAGCACACGAACUACCUCUGGGGGCGCAGCCGCGUCAGACCGCACAGCAGCUGUCAGGACGCUUGCGUCUAUCGCGAAGUCCAUGCAACUUGAGGUGAGCCAGCGCGGGUCAAGUUGCUUCUGUUGAAAGGCGAUACUCUGGCAAGCGUCUUGAGGGGGUUGGGAGGCGUCUUGAGGGAGUUACUGGGUUACAGCUGUAUCAGUCUGUGCCAGACCGUCUCCGUCUUAUUGGCCUGUCAUUGCGUGUCCCUUGCUUGUCAAAAUGGACCUGCACAGAGCCC
Molecule: messenger RNA, 561 nt
Organism: Ceraceosorus bombacis
Lineage: Eukaryota; Fungi; Basidiomycota; Exobasidiomycetes; Ceraceosorales; Ceraceosoraceae
Source: the annotation of a GenBank genome assembly